AUCCCGGGGAAGAAGUUUAGGAGCGGGAGAUAGGGAAGGAGGGCGGGUCGGGGAGGAGGGAUGCGGUUCGGCGGAGGCGGCCGCCACAGGGACUCGCCGCCAUCACCUCCGCCGUCGCGGCCGCCUCAGCCUCUGGCUCCUGGGGCCGCCGCAGCUGCCACCUCAGCCGGAGAGGAGCCGCGGCCGGGACCGCCCGCCGCAGUUCCGCACGUACGGUAAAGUACUCAACUCUGGGAUAUUGCAUAAAUCUUGGAAGACUGCAAUAAAGUGGCAAUGUCUCGGGAACCCACCCCGCCUCUCUCUGGAGAUAUGUCUACUGGGCCUAUAGCAGAGAGCUGGUGUUAUACACAGGUUAAAGUAGUAAAAUUUUCCUACAUGUGGACCAUUAAUAACUUCAGUUUUUGUCGAGAAGAAAUGGGUGAAGUGUUAAAAAGUUCAACAUUCUCAUCUAGCCCAAGUGACAAAAUGAAAUGGUGCCUGAGGGUAAAUCCAAAGGGAUUAGAUGAUGAAAGUAAAGACUACUUGUCCUUAUAUUUGCUUUUAGUCAGCUGCCCAAAAAGUGAAGUUCGAGCAAAAUUCAAAUUUUCCCUUCUGAAUGCUAAAAGGGAAGAAACAAAAGCAAUGGAAAGCCAAAGAGCAUAUCGAUUUGUACAAGGGAAGGACUGGGGUUUUAAAAAAUUCAUUCGAAGGGACUUUUUGCUUGAUGAAACUAAUGGUCUUUUACCAGAUGACAAGCUUACGUUAUUUUGUGAGGUGAGUGUGGUCCAAGAUUCAGUAAAUAUAUCAGGGCAUACUAAUACAAAUACUUUGAAGGUGCCUGAAUGUCGACUAGCAGAAGAUUUAGGUAAUCUCUGGGAAAACACAAGAUUUACAGAUUGCAGUUUUUUUGUGAGAGGACAAGAAUUUAAAGCUCAUAAAUCUGUACUUGCAGCUCGAUCCCCAGUUUUUAAUGCAAUGUUUGAACAUGAAAUGGAAGAAAGCAAAAAGAAUCGAGUGGAAAUAAAUGAUGUAGACCCUGACGUUUUUAAAGAAAUGAUGAGAUUCGUUUAUACAGGGAAAGCACCAAACCUUGACAAAAUGGCUGACAACUUGUUGGCAGCUGCAGACAAAUAUGCACUGGAACGGCUGAAGGUCAUGUGUGAAGAAGCUUUGUGUAGUAACCUCUCAGUAGAAAAUGUUGCUGAUACCCUUGUUCUUGCAGAUUUGCACAGUGCAGAACAGUUGAAAGCACAAGCCAUAGACUUUAUUAAUAGGUGCAGUGUACUUCGACAGCUUGGAUGUAAAGAUGGGAAAAACUGGAACAGCAACCAAGCGACAGACAUAAUGGAAACAUCAGGGUGGAAGUCCAUGAUUCAGUCGCACCCUCAUUUAGUAGCAGAGGCCUUCCGAGCGCUAGCAUCUGCACAGUGUCCACAGUUUGGCAUUCCACGCAAACGGCUAAAACAGUCCUGAAACCUUUCAUGAACUGUAGAAAAAUGGAACUGACUUUUAUUCCUCCAGGUCCAGAAGGAUUCUAGUAGACAAACCAUAAGCCAGAGUUGUUUCUGUUAUCUUGUCCACAGAACAGAAGCUGAAAAAAGCAUAUUGCUUACGUUUCAGGUGGAUAAUUUAUGGUUUAUUCUUCAGCUUUAAAUUAGACUGACUAUACUCUAAUUCACUUCAAGGCCUUAAAUUAUCUCCAGUGACUUCUCUUGUUCAUAUAAUACUUUAAUUUUUUUAUUGUGCCUUGUCUUUUUGACCAAGGCUAUGCAGGAUUGCACUAGCUCCAUAAUGCAGUAAUAUUGAUAAGUGAAGAUAAUUAAGUUUCAAAAGGAUCUUCCAUUAGCUUGAGAAGAGCAAAAUUAAUUUUAUAGGGUUUGUGCUGUGCUAUCUCAAAGUUUAAAACUAGGUUGUCCUUAAAAGCACUUGCAUUGGAGAUAACUGGUAAUGUCUCCGCUCUAAGUUCUAUAAAUACAGGAGAACCUGCUUACCU
Messenger RNA from Rhinolophus ferrumequinum (greater horseshoe bat), 1972 nucleotides. It is a transcript of the gene SPOPL, whose product is annotated as speckle type BTB/POZ protein like. The transcript is spliced from 11 exons. Gene Ontology annotation, molecular function: ubiquitin protein ligase binding. The record is from RefSeq and is a predicted model, not a curated record. Gene Ontology annotation, biological process: proteasome-mediated ubiquitin-dependent protein catabolic process; regulation of proteolysis. Bases 274 to 1452 code for a protein of 392 amino acids. Lineage: Eukaryota; Metazoa; Chordata; Mammalia; Chiroptera; Rhinolophidae. Gene Ontology annotation, cellular component: nucleus; cytoplasm.